AUGGUACAAAUCGACACGUUUAGCGGCUACAAGAUCUACCCGUCCAAGGGACGUCUCUUCGUUCGAGGAGACUCCAAGAUUUUCCGCUUCGCCACCUCGAAGAAUGAAUCGCUGUUCCUACAACGCAAGAACCCUCGCAAGAUUGCCUGGACACAAGUGUUCCGAAGAAUGCACAAGAAGGGUGUGACAGAAGAGGUUGCAAAGAAGCGUUCCCGAAAGACAGUCAAGCACCAGAGGGGAAUCGUUGGUGUCGGCGCCGACUUGCAGAGCAUCCUGGCAAAGCGUAACCAAACUGAGGCUGCGCGUGCAGCUGCGAGACAGCAGGCGAUUGCAAAGGCAAAGCAGGACAAGAAGGAAGCCGAGGCCAAGAAGGCGAAAUCCAAGGCUGCUGCGCGACCGGCUGGCUCGACAGCGCCCAAAAUCUCCAAGCAGCAGGCAAAGGGUGGCGCCGACAAGCGAUCUGGAGGACAGCGAGCAGCACGUUACUAG
Serendipita indica DSM 11827 is the source of this 489-nucleotide messenger RNA. Lineage: Eukaryota; Fungi; Basidiomycota; Agaricomycetes; Sebacinales; Serendipitaceae. The record is from the annotation of a GenBank genome assembly.